UAUCAAUAGCUCUAUACAACCCUAAAAUAUUCCCUCUACUUCUCCUUCUCCCUCUCCCUAUUAUAUAUCUACCUAGAUAUUGUACACUACUUUGAUCAUACAUGAUGGCAAUGUUGUCUACCAAAGCUAGCCAUGAUUCACAUGGUCAAGAUUCUUCCUACUUCUUCGGAUGGCAAGAGUACGAGAAGAACCCUUAUCACCCUACUCGAAAUCCCACCGGAAUUAUCCAAAUGGGUCUCGCCGAAAACAAGCUAUGUUAUGACCUAUUGGAUGAGUGGAUGGAGAACAACCCAGAUGCUUUGGGAUUGAAAAGAAAUGGAGUGUCUGUGUUUAGAGAAUUGGCUCUAUUUCAAGACUACCAUGGCUUGCCUGCUUUUAAAAAGGUGUUAGUUGAAUCGUUGGCGGAAAUACGAGGAAACAAAGUGAAAUUUGAUGUGAAUAAAUUGGUUCUCACUGCUGGUGCAACUUCUGCAAAUGAGAUCCUAAUGUUUUGUCUUGCCGAACCUGGUGAAGCUUUCCUUGUUCCCACUCCUUACUAUCCUGGGUUUGACAGGGACCUAAAAUGGCGAACAGGCGUACAAAUAAUUCCAAUUCACUGUUCGAGUUCAAACGGUUUCCGAAUCACAGCAGCGGCAAUGGAGGAGGCCAUGGAACAAGCCCAGAAGCUGAAAUUAAGAGUGAAAGGGGUUUUAAUAACGAACCCAUCGAACCCGUUAGGCACCACAUUGAGCCGGAACGAGCUGAAUUUAGUAGUGGAUUUCGCGACCGCCAAGGCAAUCCACAUCGUGAGCGACGAGAUAUAUUCGGCCACAGUAUUCUCGUCCCCAGAUUUCCGAACCAUCAUGGACCAACGCCUACAAAAAUCCCCAAUUUGGGACCGAAUCCACGUGGUGUACAGCCUAUCCAAGGAUCUAGGCCUACCUGGGUUCCGCGUAGGCAUGAUUUAUUCAAACGACCCACAAGUAGUGGCUGCAGCUACCAAAAUGUCUAGCUUCGGUUUAAUUUCGUCUCAAACGCAAUAUUUGGUGUCACAAAUUCUAGGGGACGCCAAAUUCCGAGGGAAUUACAUGGAGGAAAUGAAGACGAGGAUCCUAAAGAGAAAAGCGAUGCUGGAGUCGGGGCUCCGGAAAGCCGGAAUCGGGUGUUUGAAAGGGAAUGCGGGUCUGUUUUGUUGGGUGGAUAUGAGGCAUCUUUUGAAGUACCCAAGUUUUGAAGAGGAAAUGGAGCUUUGGAAGAGGAUUUUGUGUGAGGUUGGGCUUAACGUCUCACCCGGUUCGGCUUGUCAUUGCUCUGAACCCGGUUGGUUUAGAAUGUGCUUUGCCAACAUGUCGGAACACACUUUGACGGUGGCGAUGUGUCGUCUUAAGGCCUUUGUGGACUCUACUGCCUCCUCCUCUCUCAAAGGCCAAAGAAGUCCGUUGUUGUUAAUAGAAGGCCCUCAACUAAGUGGUAAUGGUGUAGCCUAAUAUGCACAAAAUUUCUUCUUUCGAAGCUGUUUGCUUGUUUAUUACCCUAA
Benincasa hispida (wax gourd) is the source of this 1516-nucleotide messenger RNA. Its product is annotated as 1-aminocyclopropane-1-carboxylate synthase CMA101-like. The record is from RefSeq and is a predicted model, not a curated record. Lineage: Eukaryota; Viridiplantae; Streptophyta; Magnoliopsida; Cucurbitales; Cucurbitaceae. Gene Ontology annotation, biological process: biosynthetic process; amino acid metabolic process. Gene Ontology annotation, molecular function: 1-aminocyclopropane-1-carboxylate synthase activity; pyridoxal phosphate binding; transaminase activity.